Enhydra lutris kenyoni (northern sea otter) is the source of this 2694-nucleotide messenger RNA. RefSeq names its product DNA polymerase nu. Gene Ontology annotation, biological process: double-strand break repair; DNA-templated DNA replication. NCBI's taxonomy places the organism in Eukaryota, Metazoa, Chordata, Mammalia, Carnivora, Mustelidae. The record is from RefSeq and is a predicted model, not a curated record. Gene Ontology annotation, molecular function: DNA binding; DNA-directed DNA polymerase activity.
AUGAAAAUGGAAAAUUAUGAGGCAUUUGUAGGCUUUGAUCUCUGUGAGAUACCACUCUCCAGUGUUGCACAGAAGAUCAUGUCUGCUAUACAUUCAGGUGAUUUAGUGGAGUCUCAGAAUUGGAGAGAGAAUGAAAAGACUGCAGAAGUGGUAAACAGUUCCUGUAAUGAGUAUAGAGUACUUCUUGAAAAUGAGAAUCAAUCACUGGAAAAAAGGAAUCUGAAUUCCUCUACAAGCCAGGCGUCAGGCGUGUCCAUCAAGCUCUGUCUUCCCACCUCUAGUAUCAGAUUCACAGAUCAGCCAUCAGCUGACCGAAACCAGAACAUCAGCUCAUUGGCUCCUCCCAGUUGUUUCAUUCCACAGUGUAACCAAGAGGCUUCAGUCCUACAGAAAACAGAGUGUAAAAGAAAGCAUUUCCUAAAGGAAAAUAAAAAUAAUGAAGAGAAAGAAAUGCCCAUGAAUCUUAAAAGAAAAUGUAGUACAUGUCAUUUUUCAGGGAAAACAAGUAAACAUGUAGCAUUGGAAGAAGAUGCUGAUGAGGUUGAAGCCUACUUACACUGUGGGAAUGCAAGGGCAUGUGGAGACCAUUUUUGUGACAUUAGGUAUUUGGAUGAUUUGGAGAAAAGCCAGCUGGUUGAGAUGCUCAAACAGGCAGUGGCCAUGGUCAUAACGCUGAUAUAUGAGGACGGUUCAACCCAGCUAAGAGCUGAGCAGGCUCUGGCUCCCUCUGUUAAAGGAAUUGCAGUGUUACUACAGAGCCGUAUAAACGGCAGCGGUCUUCUGGAGGUCUCAGCCUCUAACAGUGUCCUGGGGGAAGGCCUCACACUCCAUGAGCAGUAUAUCUACCUUGAAACAGAGCAGUCCUCCACUGGGGGCCGAGAGCAAGAAGCAUAUAAUCAGUUUGCCAGGAAAGUUCUGUUUCAAAUGCUGAAAUGUAAAUGUCCUGUUAUUUGUUUUAAUGCCAAGGACUUUGUGCGAACAGUACUACAGUGUUUUGGUAAUGAUGGCAGCUGGAAGCAUGUUGUUCAUUUUGUAGGGCUUGAUCCCAGAAUUGCUGCCUGGCUUAUAGAUCCUGGGGAUGCUGCACCCUCUUUUGAAGAUUUAGUGGCAAAAUACCUUGAAGGCUCCAUCUCUGUUAACGUGAACAGCACAUAUGGGAAUUCCUCCAGAAAUGUUGUGAAUCAGAAUGUACGUGUGAACCUGAAGACACUCUACAGACUUACGAUGGGCCUUUGCUCCCAGCUGAAGGUUUAUGGUUUAUGGCAACUAUUUUGUACUUUGGAGCUUCCUCUGAUACCAAUUUUGGCAGUGAUGGAGAGCCACAGCAUUCGGGUGAACAGAGGAGAGAUGGAGAGGACUUCAGCCCUGCUGGGGUCUCGUCUCAAGGAACUGGAGCAAGAAGCCCAUUUUGUUGCAGGAGAGCGGUUUCUUAUAACAAGUAAUAAUCAGCUUCGAGAGAUCCUCUUCGGCAAGCUAAAACUGCACCUGCGGAGUCCCAGGGAGACUCUUCGUAGAACAGGGCUGCAGAAAUUCCCAUCCAUGUCAGAAGCCGUGUUAAGUGCUCUGCAGGACCUUCAUCCAUUACCCAAGAUAAUUUUGGAAUAUAGACGGGUUCACAAGACCAAGUCAGCCUUUGUGGAUGGAUUACUAGCUUGCAUGAGAAAGGGUUCCAUUUCCUCUACGUGGAAUCAGACGGGAACUGUGACUGGAAGACUUUCAACCCGGCACCCGAAUAUCCAAGGUAUCUCCAGGCACCCAAUUCAAAUUACUAAACCACAGGAUUUUAAAGGUCUGGAGGGCACGGUGCUCACCAUCUCCCCGAGAAGCAUGUUCAUUGCCCCCGAUGGCCACACCUUCCUGGCAGCAGACUUUUCACAGAUUGAAUUGCGCAUUCUUACACACUUAUCUGGGGAUCCGGAACUUUUGAAGUUAUUCCGGGAAUCUGAAAGAGAUGAUGUAUUUUCCACCCUGACUUCACAGUGGAAGGACAUUCCCCCAGAGCGAGUGACGCACGCAGACAGAGAGCAGACCAAGAAGGUGGUGUACUCAGCGGUCUAUGGAGCAGGGAAGGAGCGGCUUGCUGCUUGCCUUGGAGUUACUGUGCAAGAGGCUGCCCUGUUCUUGGAGACUUUUUUACAGAAGUACAAGAAAAUCAAGGACUUUGUCCAAACAACCAUUGCCCAGUGCCGCCAGACAGGCUACGUGGCAUCCAUCAUGGGCAGAAGGAGACUGCUGCCACGGGUCCACGCACACGACCAGCAGCUGCGGGCGCAAGCUGAGAGGCAGGCCGUGAACUUCGCGGUGCAAGGCUCAGCUGCAGACCUCUGUAAGAUGGCCAUGAUCCGUGUCUUCACCGCCGUGGCCGCUUCCCCUACCCUGACGGCCAGGCUGGUCGCCCAGCUUCACGACGAGCUGCUAUUUGAGGUUGAAGAGCCACAGGUUCCUGAGUUUGCAGCUCUAGUCAGGGGGACCAUGGAGGCCCUGCGGGAUGUGCCGGCCUUGCAGCUGCAGGUGCCCCUGAAGGUGAGCCUGAGUGCUGGCCAGUCAUGGGGCCACCUGGUGCCACUGCAGAGGGCCCCGGGCCCUUGGCCCAGCCCAUGUCCCACUGAGUCUCCAAGCAACCACCCUGCCACCGCCAGCCCCCUUGUCAGCACCUACCCGUGCGUGCAUUUUUCGCCUUCAUUUUGUCUGUAG